CACCGGAAGUGGCUUCAUUCCUGCUGUUAGCUUGACGUCGCUUUGACCCGCAGAGCGACGGUGUCAGAGUCAGGAAACAGACAGAACCGAGCCGAACCGCCGCAGCUCCAGGAGAGAUUAGCCGGUGUCCGCGGCGCUGAGCUCAGGGUUUAUCCGGGGAUGGAAGACCCUCCCCGGAGGACAGACGCCGCCUGAACCGGAGCCGCCGAGAAACGGUUCCGCCGUUCGUUAGGAACGGGCGAGUUUAUCCCCGAGGUUCCGGUCGUAUUGGGGCAGGUAGCAGAACCUCGACUAGCUGUUCCUUUAGCUGCCCCGGAUCCACCAGCCAUUGACGGGUUAACUCCUGAAGCAGCAGGUUCGGGUGGCCGGGCCGGGUCGCAGGGCGGGAAUGGCCGCGGUUCUCCUCCCGAACGUUGCGUUACACGUGUGAACCCGGUCCGCUGCUUAUCCCGGGGUAUUGUCUGGAAGGACACACUGCUGCUUCUGCUCCCCCCCAGAUGUGGAGCCAAGUUCGGGCUCGGAAUGGCCGCUGAGCGGACAUGGCGGGCUGGAAGAGACUCCUGACGGGAAGGAUCUCGGCUCUGAACCCGGAGAUGAGUUUUAUUCUGGCGGUCAGGUGUUACUGAAGCGACCCGGGUUCACUGCACCAGAACCGGUUUGGUUACCGAAUUUUUUUUUAUCAGAAACGGUGUUUUUACUCUGCGGAGGAGAUGAAGAGGACGGAGAACAAGAACAAGAGGAAGCUGAGCAGUUUGGAGCAGCAGGAGAGCGGAGAGCAGCAGAAGGAUGAGAAGGAGUUUGCGGCUCCGCCCCCUCUGCUCUUCAGGAAGCUGAGCAAUCCCGACCUGUCGCCCGCGGCAACCAGCGCCACCAAGUCCAAACUGCACCGCCAGCUGAGCCAGGACGAGAACCGGGCCCGCCGCAGCAGCCUGGCCAUGACCGGGAAGCAGCUGCUGCCGCUGUCCUGCAGCCUCCACGCCGGGGUCAGCCAGCUGCUGGGACCCCCUGCGGGUCCCGGGGUCCCGGCCGGUCCGACAGGCGGCGCAGGAGACGGGAACAGCCUGGUCCGGAUGAGGAGCCAGGUUCUGGGCCAGUCGGCGCCUUCGCUCAGCGGACUGAAGGAGCUGAGUCUUCCCAGAAGAGGCAGCUUAGUCUGGUCACCGGCUCAGCUGCGUUGCCACGGCAACAGCAGCUUCCUCCUCCAUCACCUGCUGUCCCCCACCUCCUUCCAGCCCUCCUCUCCCUCCUCCUCUCCCUUCUUUCCCUGCGACGGCCCUCUCUCCGCCCCUGCUUACCUGCCAGGAAACCCCUUCCUCUGGAGCUGCCGGGCCAGCAACAGGAAGAGCCUGAUCGUGACGUCCAGCACUUCCCCGACUCUUCCUCGGCCGCACUCCCCUCUACACGGACACACAGGCACCAGCCCACUGGACAGCCCUCGCAACUUUUCCCCCAACGCAGCGGCGCAUUUCUCCUUCGUUCCGGCUCGCAGCCACGGACACAGAGCCGACAGGACCGAUGGCCGCCGCUGGUCUCUGGCCUCGCUGCCGUCGUCUGGAUACGGAACCAACACGCCGAGCUCCACCGUCUCCUCCUCCUGUUCAUCUCAGGAGAAGCUCCACCAGCUGCCCUUCCAGCCCACGCCGGACGAGCUGCACUUCCUCACCAAACACUUCAGCUCUGAGAGCGUCACCGACGAGGAGGGCCGCCGCUCGCCCGCCAUGAGGCCGCGCUCCCGCAGCCUCAGCCCGGGUCGCUCGCCGGUUUCCUUCGACCACGAGAUCAUGAUGAUGAACCACGUCUACAAGGAGCGCUUCCCGAAGGCCACGGCCCAGAUGGAGGAGCGUCUGGCCGAGCUGCUGGCCUCGGCGGCGCCGGAGAAGGUGCGUCCGCUGGCCGACGGGGUCCUGAGCUUCGUGUUCCACCAGCUGAUCGAGCUGUCCAGGGACUGCCUGGACAAAAGCAGGCAGGACCUCAUCACCUCCAGAUAUUUCUACGAGCUGCAGGAGAGUCUGGAGAAGCUGCUGCAGGACGCCCAUGAGCGCUCAGAGAGUGAGGAGGUGACCUUCGUCACCCAGCUGGUGAAGAAGCUGAUGAUCAUCAUCGCCCGGCCGGCCCGACUGCUGGAGUGCCUGGAGUUUGACCCCGAGGAGUUCUACCACCUCCUGGAGGCGGCCGAGGGUCACGCCAAGGAAGGCCAGGGCAUCAAGUCCGACAUCCCGCGAUACAUCAUCAGCCAGCUGGGCCUGACCCGCGAUCCGCUGGAGGAAAUGACCCAGCUCAGCAGCUACGACAGCGGGAACCCAGAGACGCCGGAGACCGACGACUCGGUCGACAGCCAAACCACGGCCAUCCCUGCAGCGCCGCAGCCCAAACCCAAAACGCCCCGAGAGGAAGACUUCGAGAACAUCAAGCUGAUCAGCAACGGGGCGUACGGCGCCGUGUAUCUGGUGCGGCACCGGGAGACCCGGCAGCGCUUCGCCAUGAAGAAGAUCAACAAGCAGAACCUGAUCCUGCGGAACCAGAUCCAGCAGGCCUUCGUGGAGCGGGACAUCCUGACCUUCGCCGAGAACCCGUUCGUCGUCUCCAUGUUCUGCUCCUUCGAGACCCGGCGCCACCUCUGCAUGGUCAUGGAGUACGUGGAGGGCGGAGACUGCGCCACGCUGCUGAAGAACAUCGGCGCUCUGCCCGUCGACAUGGCGCGGAUGUACUUUGCCGAAACUGUUCUGGCGCUGGAAUAUCUGCACAACUACGGCAUCGUGCACCGAGACCUCAAACCCGACAACCUCCUCAUCACGUCUCUGGGACACAUCAAGCUGACGGACUUCGGCCUCUCCAAGAUCGGCCUGAUGAGCCUGACCACCAACCUGUACGAAGGCCACAUCGAGAAGGAUACCCGGGAGUUCCUGGACAAGCAGGUGUGCGGCACGCCGGAGUACAUCGCCCCAGAGGUCAUCCUGCGGCAGGGCUACGGCAAGCCGGUGGACUGGUGGGCGAUGGGCGUGAUCCUGUACGAGUUCCUGGUGGGCUGCGCGCCGUUCUUCGGCGACACGCCGGAGGAGCUGUUCGGCCAGGUCAUCAGCGACGAGAUCGUGUGGCCGGAGGGCGACGAGGCGCUGCCUCAGGACGCGCAGGACCUGAUCGCCAAGCUGCUCCGCCAGAACCCGCUGGAGCGGCUCGGGACAGGAGGAGCCUUCGAGGUGAAGCAGAACUCCUUCUUCACGGAUCUGGACUGGAACGGUCUGCUGAGGCAGAAAGCCGAGUUCAUCCCUCAGCUGGAGUCCGAGGACGACACCAGCUACUUCGACACCCGUUCGGACCGGUACCACCACCUGGAUUCAGAGGAGGAAGACACCAACGACGACGAACACGUGGAGCUGCGGCAGUUCUCGUCCUGCUCACCGCGCUUCAGCAAGGUGUACAGCAGCAUGGAGCGUCUGUCUCUCCACGAGGAGAAGCGGACGCCGCCGCCCACCAAGCGCAGCCUCAGCGAGGAAGGAGGCGACCGCGUCAGCGACAGCCUGAGCGGACUCAAGACCCGGGACCGGACCUGGCUGGUCGGAUCGCCGGAGAUCCUGCGGAAGCGUCUCUCCGUCUCCGAGUCGUCGCACACGGAGAGCGACUCCAGCCCGCCGCUGACGGUCCGCAGGCGCUGCUGCUCCGCCAUCAUCGAGAUGCCGCGCUUCGCCAUCUCGGCCGAGGAGGAAGGAAGUGCAGCAGGGGGCAGCAGGAAGAGCCCCAGCCUGGCGAGGGGCCCGCGCUCCGAGGAGCUGCCGCUGUCCAUCCCAGAGCUCCCAGUGGAGCUGAAGCUGGAAGAGUCUCCCACCAGCAGCCAGCAGAGCAAGGCCACACCAGGAAGCUCUGGAGACGGCGGCGCAGCGACCAAGGCGGCGGCGGACGGCGACUCUCCGUCCACACCGAGGGCCAUCAGCGACCUGGCGGCCCGCCGCGCGCGCCACCGCCUGCUGUCCGGAGACGCAGACAAACACGCGGCGAGCGCCCGGCCGUUCGCCAAGGUCAUCAAGUCCGCGUCGGCGAACACGCUGUCGCUGGUGAUCCCAGGAGAUCACCACGGAGCGUCGCCAUUGGCCAGCCCCAUGUCUCCACACUCACAGUCGUCCAAUCCGUCGUCCCGGGACUCCUCGCCCAGCCGCGACCUUUCCCCGGCCGUCAGCGGCGUCCAGCCCGCCAUCGUCAUCCACCGGGCCGGGAAGAAGUACGGCUUCACGCUGAGAGCCAUCCGGGUCUACAUGGGAGACUCCAACAUCUACAGCGUCCAUCACAUGGUCUGGCAUGUGGAGGACGGCGGCCCGGCGCACGACGCCGGCCUCAGGGAGGGCGACCUGAUCACCCACGUGAACGGCGAGCCGGUCCACGGCCUGGUCCACACCGAGGUGGUGCAGCUCAUCCUGAAGAGUGGAGCCAAGGUGUCCAUUUCUGCCACGCCGUUUGAAAACACGUCCAUCAGAGUCGGCCCCGCGCGCAAGACCAACCACAAGUCCAAGAUGGCGAGACGCAACAAGAAGACGAAGAGCAAGGAGGGGCAGGACAGUAAGAAGCGGACGUCUCUGUUCAGGAAGAUCACCAAGCAGGCGUCUCUGCUGCACACCAGCCGCAGCCUGUCGUCGCUGAACCGCUCGCUGUCGUCGGGCGAGAGCGGCCCCGGCUCGCCCACUCACAACCUGUCGCCGCGGAGCCCCACGCAGGGCCACAGGUCCGCUCCGGACUCCGCCCACUCAGUGGGGGGGAACUCGUCCCAGAGCAGCUCGCCCGGCUCCAGCGUCCCCAACUCCCCGGCCGGCUCGGGCCACAUCCGGCCCAGCUCGCUGCACGGCCUGGCCCCCAAGCUGCAGCGCCAGUACCGCUCCCCCCGCCGCAAGUCCGCCGGCAACAUCCCGCUGUCGCCGCUGGCGCGCACGCCGUCGCCGACGCCGCAGGGCAGCUCGCCGCAGCGCUCGCCGUCUCCGCUGCCGGGCCACGCCGCCGGGUCGGCCUUCCCCGUCAAGCUGCACUCCUCCCCGCCACCGGGCCGCCAGAUGUCCCGGCCCAAGAGCGCCGAGCCACCGCGCUCGCCGCUGCUCAAGAGGGUGCAGUCGGCCGAGAAGCUCGCCGCCUCGCUGUCCGGCUCGCCGUCAUCGCCCGCCGCGGUGGGGGCGGCGCGGAAACACAGCCUGGACGUCUCACACUCUGAGUUCAAGAAGGAGAUUCUGCAAAGGGAGCCGAGUCUGCAGAGCCUCCAGCAGGAGUCGGGCGGCGAAGCGAUGCUGGCGCCCGCCGGCCGCGCCGUUGAGCAAGGCAGCCUCCACAAACACGCCGCCGCAUCCAGGAAGCUGGGCCGCCAGGAGGGCGAGGGCGCCGUCGGCAUGGCGACGGGGUCGCUGGGCCUGACCCCUGGGAAGAGCAAGCUGAAGGACAAGCUUUCGGCCAUCCGGCAGGACCGCGCCGAGCGGCGGGAGUCGCUGCAGAAGCAGGACGCCAUCCACGAGGUCGACUCCUCCGAGGACGAGACGGACGACGGCUCCGAGGACAGCCAAGAUGGCCGCCGCGCCGCCGCCUUCACGCCGCUGCUGAGGCCCACGUCAGUCCGGUCGGGCCCGGCGGGAACGCCGCCGUCCCUCGGCCGCGCGGACCGGCCGGCUCAGAGCGCCGCCGCGGGAAAACCGGACAUGAACGCUCCGGACCCGGGUGGAGCCGCCGGGCCUGACCCGGUUCCCCCCAGCUUCUCCACCCCGGGCAGCGCCUUCAUGUCCGUCAGCAAGCCGCCCCCCCAGGCCGACGCCCAGGGCCCGAAGCCCGCGGCGCCCCCCGCAGGCGGCGAGCCGCCGCGCGCCUCGCCUGGCGUUCCCAAACAGCAGAAAGAGGCCGACAACCGCCGGCUCUGCGCCGCCGCCCCGGCGCCGCCUGCCGAGUCCGGAUUGGACCGGGUCGUGACUCACAUCGCCACGGUAGCUAAGAGCGUACUGGGUCCGGCCAGAACCGCGCCGCCCAGCAGGGCGGUCUCCAGAACCUCGACCCAGUCCGACCGGGCCGGCCCGCCUGCCGCCCCAGCCUCCGGCAGGACGACGUAGUAGCAGAACCGGAGCGCCAGAACUGUUCUGACCCGGUAGAUCCAUCCGGCCCGGUUCUGACUGUUUUCUGUUACAAUAAUGUUUUGAUUCCCGCUUCAGCCAAAACAACCCGGGUCUGGGGCUGCGGACCGAGCAACGGCCCGGUUCUGGAGACGGUUCUGUGACCCGUUAAUGAGCGUCCAGAACCAUCCGGACCCGACCUGGGAACCGUUUCACUGCGGCCCAACCGGAUCAGAACCCUGACCCUAACCGCUCCGUCGUUCUGUUCCAAACAGAACCGACCCAGAGUUAGAGUCAAAACGUGGCGCGGCGCCACCUGCAGGCCGACGUUCAGAUCAAACAGAACCUGAGGCCCCCUGCUGGCGAGUCUGAGCAACUGCAGCCGUUUCCUCAAAGAUUCCCAGUAAAUAAAAAAUAUUUUUUAUGUCCCAAUAAAUAUAAAGUUUAAAAUAUUGAAAAAUGAAAUUACAUGCAGAACCUCUUAUGGCCACCAGGGGGCAGCUCAGGCAAACAAUCGAUUAAAUCACUUCCUGGUUCUGGGAGGUGUUCGUUUGGAUCCAAGCUUCUUGGCAAACGGUCCCCUGCUAGCGUGCUAACAUGCUAGCACGCUACGGUAACCGAGGCUUUAAUGACUCAGCGCCACCUACUGGGGAAAACCCACUGUACGCUAACGUCCCUCUGGUUCUGUUGUGGUCCAGUCAGUGGCCUGGUUCUGGACCCAGAGCGCCCCCUGCAGGCCGGGCCGCUGUGCUUUGGUCUCCAGCCCCGUCCGCGGUUCCCUUUGGACCAACUCGCUGUGUUGCUGCCUCCAGUCCUGUGAAGUCACUUCCUGUGUGUGUGUGUGUGUCUGUGUGUGUGUGUAUUUAAGCAGUUUUUACCCUGUGUGUGUUUUAGGGUCAACGUGUUGAGUUCUGUUCGGACCCGGAGCCGGUUCCGAGUCACUCUGCUUUUCCACAUGUUCCGACCCGGCAGUCCGAUGUUUACAUGUCCUUCAUCUCUUCCAGCGGGUUCUUCACGGCCCGCUUGGCGCCCCCUGCAGGCCGGUUCUGCUCCAGACCCGGGUGUUGGACAGAGCCGGUUCUGACAAGCUGCAGGAAACGGGUCGACACUGGACCUGUUUUUAUUUUCUUUGUCACAUUUGCCUCUAUGUGAAAGUUUCUGCUCAGAGACAGAACCGAACCAGAGUCUGGGUCCAGGCUGACCGGGUCCAAGCUGACCGGGUCCAGGCUGACCGGGUCCAGGCUGACCGGGUCCAAGCUGACCGGGUCAGCUGCAGAGAACCUCAGAACAGAUUUUAUUCUGUUUUUCACUCAAACUGAAACUUUUUCUUUUGCUUCCUCCAGAAUUGUCGGGUCGGGUCGGACUCUCCUGUCCGGAUCGGGUUUUAUCACAGAGGAAAGCAGGAAACGGAACCAGUUUGAGUGUUUUCACCUCUGCAGCCGGUUCUGGUUCUGAUUCCAGUACCGGUUCUGGUCCCGGUUCCGGUUCUGGAGGAGCCGAUGAUCCGAUCCGCUGAGGUUCUGGGAAUGAUAAGAACCCGUCUCCAGAACCGGAACCUUUCCUCGGGGAACGGCUGUUACCGACCGGGUCCGAUCCGAAGCGGUUCUGACCCGCAGAGUGAAAUCAGUGCAAUACGUUUUGAUUCUCUAAUGUGGUGAAACGCAUGUUGUUGUCCGCCGAACCUUGCAGUAAUAAAGUUUUUUUUCAACA
This is a messenger RNA of Poeciliopsis prolifica (blackstripe livebearer), 7775 nucleotides long. RefSeq names its product microtubule associated serine/threonine kinase 2 (gene mast2). The transcript is spliced from 33 exons. NCBI's taxonomy places the organism in Eukaryota, Metazoa, Chordata, Actinopteri, Cyprinodontiformes, Poeciliidae. Gene Ontology annotation, biological process: peptidyl-serine phosphorylation; intracellular signal transduction. Gene Ontology annotation, molecular function: magnesium ion binding; ATP binding; protein binding. Gene Ontology annotation, cellular component: microtubule cytoskeleton. The coding region runs from base 711 to 6065 and encodes 1784 amino acids. The record is from RefSeq and is a predicted model, not a curated record.